Messenger RNA from Cyclopterus lumpus (lumpfish), 2461 nucleotides. RefSeq names its product 5'-3' exonuclease PLD4. The coding region runs from base 265 to 1803 and encodes 512 amino acids. NCBI's taxonomy places the organism in Eukaryota, Metazoa, Chordata, Actinopteri, Perciformes, Cyclopteridae. The transcript is spliced from 9 exons. Gene Ontology annotation, molecular function: catalytic activity. The record is from RefSeq and is a predicted model, not a curated record.
GUAGAUGUAUCACUUCAGCUCAGUGUGGGGUGAAAGCCGCAGGACGAAGCACGUUAGUUUGGAGCUCUUUGUAGUAAAAAGUAUCUGCUUUGUGUAAGUUGCUUUCGCUCUCAAUACUUUGGAAACCAAUCUUCAGUUGAGGUUUAGGGCAUUUAAACUGCAACAUUUCUAGUCAUUGUGUGGUCAGAAUUGUUUUUUAUUGUAUCUUCGAGACGAAUUUCCUGCUUCUGAAGAAUAAUAGGUGAGGACCAUUUGAAAGGAAAAAUGUCGUCUACGUAUAGCAGGCUUCAUGACGGUUAUGUUUCAAACAAAGGGAGGUGGACUAGCUGUGUGACAUUGGCUAUGGUUUUGGGAUGCCUCACAGUCCUCGGGGUCCUGCUUGCCAUCACGGUGCUGAAAAGACCACCAGCCCCCAAAGACCACGAGACACUUCCUCAGGAAGCUGGGGGGAGCAAUUCCUCUACUGACCAGUGCAGCAUGGCGCUGGUGGAGAGCAUCCCUCAACAAGUGAAAUACAAAGCCAAUGCAACUUAUGGGAUCCCUCUGGAAGAUGUCUGGAAAGAUCUUAUCUCCAUGGCAAAGGUCCAAGUGGAAGUGGCCUCUUUCUACUGGACUUUAACUGGUGAAGACAUUAGCGUUAAGUCUCACUCCGACAUACCUGGAAGGAACAUCCUGAAAGAACUUGAAGAAUUGCCCUCCAGGAAUGUAUCUGUCCGAGUGGUGACCAGUGUUCCCACCGUUCCAACAAACUCCACAGAUUUAGAGAUCUUAAAACAGAAAGGAGUUCAGGUGAGGAAGGUGAACUUUGGACGCUUGACAAGUGGCGUCCUCCACAGCAAGUUCUGGAUAGUUGACAGAAAACAUGUGUUUAUUGGAAGCGCCAACAUGGACUGGAGGGCUCUCACACAGGUGAAGGAACUGGGAGUUGUUGUCUACAACUGCUCCAGUCUAGCAAAGGACCUUCAUAAGAUUUUCCAGUCCUACUGGAUAAUGGGGCAAUCCCACAGCUCCCUACCACAGCCCUGGCCUUCAAAUUAUGAUACGGCCAUCAACAAACAUCACCCCCUGGUGGUGAGAACCGAUAAUGUCUCCAGCAGGCUGUACCUCACAGGUUCUCCACCAUCAUUCUGUCCUCCAUCGAGGACUCAGGACCUAGAGGCUAUUGUCUCCAUCAUCUCAGAGGCCCAACACUAUGUCGAUGUAGCCGUCAUGGAGUACUUCCCCACCACACGCUUUGAAAAGCCUCAGAGGUCGCCCUCAAAAGAAACCAUUGGUUUUCCAUUGAACUAUUUGCCUCUUUGGCCUUAUUUCCUCACUUUAUUCUUGCACCUGAAUAGAUACUGGCCUUUCAUUGAUGACGCCAUCAGGACCGCUGCAUUCGAGAGAAAGGUGAAGAUGCGGAUGCUGAUCAGCUGUGGGCGGGACUCUGAUCCAGCCAUGCUGCCAUUCCUUAAGUCUCUUGCUUCAAUUGACAGCCCUCACCAGGAUAUCGACAUCCAAAUAAAACUGUACAUUGUGCCAGUGGGAAACCAGUCUGAUAUUCCAUAUAGCAGAGUCAACCACAAUAAAUACAUGGUGACUGAUAAAGCAGCAUACAUUGGUACCUCCAAUUGGUCAGGGGACUACUUUCUGACCACAGCUGGAGUGGGUCUGGUGAUUUCCCAGCAUGCUCCUCAUCCUGUAUGGAAGACCAAGGCCCUGCAGGGUCAGCUGAGGGCAGUCUUUGACAGAGACUGGUACUCUGAGUUUGCUGUGGAUCUUGCUGACCUGGGUCACCACCCAGAUUGUGCAUUAUCAAGAUGACAGAAACCUCUUUAUAAAAGUAUAAUUUAAGUAAUAUAAAUCAAAUUCUUUAAAAUCAGUGUGUGCUGAAAGUUUUAUGAAUGAAACCUUGAUCUCAAUGGAUUAAAGUAUAACAGAUGGAAUGUAAUCAUAUGUACUGCACCUAUACCUAGAUUUAUUGAGUUCUCAUUCAUGUGGUUGGUUUGUAAUGUUUAGCUGAUUUUUGAAUGUAUGGGUAAUGCAUUUACUGUGUAAUUAUUAAAUAUAUAUAUAUAUAUAUAUAUAUAUAUAUAUAUAUAUGUAUAUAUAUAUAGUUUCUUUUUUUAUGAACAACUUGUCCUUAUGCAGAAUUUAUAGGGAAAGCAAUUACAAGAUUCAUAACUGAUAUUCUAAAUAUUGUUUUCAAUUUUAAGAUUUAAGCCUUGCUGAUCGCUUGCUGAUAUUUAAAAUAGUUUGUCAUAUGUAAUAUCCCAAUUCAAAAGUGAACUCAAUCAAAUGUGUGAAUAACCCAAUUUUGAAGCUCUUGUAUUUGUUGUUUUUUACAACAAUGCUCUCUGUGACUUAUUGACUUUUACAAUUAUUUGUUUAACUUUUCUUAGCAAAAAUAUCUGAUCUGUGUAUAUAUACAUAUAUUUUUUUAACUCAACUAAACUGAAAUAAAAACAGAAAUUUCUUUCUA